Messenger RNA from Columba livia (rock pigeon), 2380 nucleotides. RefSeq names its product tubulin tyrosine ligase like 10 (gene TTLL10). Gene Ontology annotation, biological process: protein polyglycylation. Bases 742 to 2322 code for a protein of 526 amino acids. Lineage: Eukaryota; Metazoa; Chordata; Aves; Columbiformes; Columbidae. The record is from RefSeq and is a predicted model, not a curated record. Gene Ontology annotation, molecular function: protein-glycine ligase activity, elongating. The transcript has 12 exons.
UCACACAGUCACUUUGUCAUUUCUUAUUCUAAUGACUUUUAAACCUAUUGGCCAAAUUCUGCAAAACUUGGUUUUUAGAGGCCAUGCAGGCGUCAUGUAAAGAGGUGGGGAACGUCCCUUCCAGCUCCUCCCGACAAAGGAAAACUUGUGGCAUUCUUUGAAUUACCAGAGAUUCCAAGACAAAAAGGGGGAGGAAGUAAGAGUCAAAAAUGCAUUUAAAAUAGCUUGUGUUAGUAUCUCAAAACACAAGGGCAAAUACACAUCUAACUCUGGUAAUUCUCCAAGGAACAUCUCAGUUCUCAGCACGCAGAGGAAACCUGAAGAGCACAUAUUAAUGUGUGAAUGAAACGCCUCCUUCAACUCCGUAACCAGCCUCUCCCCUUCCCCGACAAUGAGGCAAUAUUUCCUAGAGGGUGUAACGUUUGCCGAGAGUAUUUGCAGCCCGGCGGUUGCGACACGGGGCCGGGGAGGUGAGGUUGGGUGGGUUGGCCAUGGGAGGUCACCCGGGGAGGGUGAAGGUAACGCAAGGUUCACAAGGCCUGGAGCUGAUCCCAGGCAUUGUGAUCCACCAGGAAAACCCAGAGAACGUUCUGGAAGGUCACAGUGUCCCCAGGGAGCAGUGCCAGGGCAUUCACAUCAACUCGGCCACACUGGAGGACACAGGGCCAACCCGGAGAGGUCGAAUCGCAGCCAAGUUCCACCCGCCAUUGACUUUUCCCUUCGCUUUUAGGCCAGGCAGAGAUGGCUUUUGUGCCAACCAGGAGGAAAGAGGACACCCCAUCCAUGACGCAACAAGGGGCUGGAUCCUCCUCAGCUGCCAGAGGUGAGUCUGCUACUUGUACCAGCUCUGAAGUGGAGCUUGACAGAGCCAAGCCUAGUGAGAACGGAACAGAUGGUGAGGCACGUCCUCAAGAAAAACAGCCAGAAGAAGAGACACAAAAAGCACCAGUGGGACCAGGACCAUAUUUUUAUAUUGGUGGAUCCAAUGGAGCUGAGCUAGUGAGCAUCUAUUGCCAGAGCAGAGGCUGGCAGCGGAUCUAUGACGACAGAAGAGAGGAUUAUGCUCUGAAAUGGUGCGAAACCAAGUCCCGAAAGACCUAUUGCCGUUUCAAAGAAGGUGAACAGCUUCUCUACCAGAUUCCCAACAACGGAGUCCUCACCAGUAAGAUUGGGCUUUUGUGCUGCCUGAGAGAGCAAGAGCGGACAACAAAAAAGAUCAGCCGGAGCUCUAAUGCCAAGUUACUGAAGAUGGAAGAAUUCUUCCCAGAAUCUUUUCGCCUGGACUUAAAAGACGAGAGAAAUGCCUUUUUUGGGCUUUGUAAAGAAGAACAGAUAUGGAUCUGCAAACCGAGUUGCUCCAACCAAGGACGAGGAAUUUUCCUGCUCAAGAACGCAACUGCUGUCCAUACCCUCCAAGCCAAGCUCCUCAGCACUGAGGAACAUCUGCUCAGCAAGAAGAUGCCCUACAAGUUUCCCCAGGCAAGAAUAGUGCAAAGGUACAUUCACCAGCCGCUGCUCCUGGAAGGGAAGAAGUUCGAUGUCCGCUCCUUCCUCCUCAUCGCCUGCACGGCCCCGUACGUGUUAUUUUUCGCCCAGGGUUAUGUCCGGCUGACCUGUGUCAAUUAUGAUGCGGCUUCUGAUGAUCUGACUGUUCAUCUGACCAACCAGUACAUGCAGAAGAAGAAUUCCCUGUACAGCCAGCUGAAAGACGAGACAGUGUGGCGGAUGGAGCACUUCAACAGCUACGUUAAUGAGAAGUUUGGAAAAAACGGUGGCCUCCCCAAAGACUGGGUUUUCACCGUGUUUACUAAGAGGAUGCAGCAGAUCAUGCUGCAGUGCUUCCUGGCAGCCAAGCACAAACUGGACCGCAAACUGGGCUACUUCGAUCUCAUCGGCUGCGACUUUCUGAUCGAUGAAAACUUCAAGGUCUGGCUUUUGGAGAUGAAUGCAAACCCCGCUCUGCACACCGGCUGCAGAGCCCUGAGCGACACCAUCCCCGCCGUGGUCCACGAGAGCCUCGAUCUGGUUCUGGAGGUUUUCCACAAGUGCCUCAAAGGCCGGCGUGUUUUGCCCUUGGAGACUCUUUGCCGCUUUGUGCUGCUGUAUCACGAGGAUGCUGCAGAGAUGAGGCGGCCGCUCCGGACCGCUCCGUACAUGGGCAGGUUUCUGCGGCCCCGCACGGCCGGGACCAGCCCCCCAAAAGCCCCCAGGAAUUCUUCCAAGAAACUUCAUCAUUCUAGAAGGAAAGAUUCCAGAAAGAACUGUCAACAAACUGUCCUAACUGUACCACACGUGCAGCUCUUCCAUGGGAAAACCCUCUGAAGAGAGAAGGAUUCCACGAGCUCGGAAGACAUACAAAUAAAAGAUAAACUUGAUUGCG